Setaria italica (foxtail millet) is the source of this 3057-nucleotide messenger RNA. Its product is annotated as pentatricopeptide repeat-containing protein At3g18020. The transcript is spliced from 3 exons. Lineage: Eukaryota; Viridiplantae; Streptophyta; Magnoliopsida; Poales; Poaceae. Gene Ontology annotation, molecular function: protein binding. The record is from RefSeq and is a predicted model, not a curated record. Bases 96 to 2360 code for a protein of 754 amino acids.
CCCGCCAACCAAACUGCUCGCCGACUUCAGCCUGCUCGUCGGCGGCAUUAGCUAUGGUGGCCUAGCCGACUAGUGGGCGCGGCUCGGCGUCGGCGAUGGGUACCGCGAAUCCUCCAUUGCCAUCCCUGCAACCGCAACACCAGCAGCCGGACCUGCUCCGCCUGGUGGACGACCUCUGCGCGUCGGGCCGCGCCGCGGAGGCGCACCACCGCGUCUCCCUCCUCCUCCUCUCCGCCGCGUCCCGCCUCGACGCGCGCGCGGCGGACGCCCUCCUGCGCCGCCUCCUCCGCGCCCGCACGCCGCUCCUCACGCUCCGUCUCGUCCAGGCCGCCGCGCUCGUCCCCUCGCUCCCCAACUACAACCGCCUCCUCGCGCACCUCUGCCGCGCCGACCCGCCGGCGAUCCCCGUCCUCCUCGCGCACCGCCUCCACCUCCGGAUGCGCGUGCCUCCCAACGCCUCAUCCUACGCCGCGCUCCUCGGCGGAUACGCGCGGGUCCCCGACCCCCGCGCCGCGCAGAAGCUGCUCGACGAAAUGCCCCAACGCGGGUUGGUCCCCACCUCCCUCGCACGCUCGUUCCUCGUCAAGGCGUUCCUCCGCGCCCGCGACGUCUAUGCCGCAAUGGACCUCGUCGACAACAAUCUCUGGCCGACCAUGGCAGACUCAGACGGCCAUCAGCUUUCAGAGGACCAGGAGGUCACAAACGCCGCGUUCGCCAAUCUGGUGCAGUGCCUGUGCGACGAGGGAUUCUUCCACGUCGUUUUCCGGAUCGCCGAGGAGAUGCCGCAGAGGCGGUGCCACGUGGCUGACGAGUUUGCCUACGCGCAGAUGAUUGACUCGCUGUGCCGAUCAGGGCAGCACCAUGGCGCGUCCAGGAUAGUGUACAUAAUGAGGAAGAGGGGUCUGUGCCCAAGCGCCGUCUCCUACAACUGCAUCGUUCACGGGCUGUGCACCAGCCCAAAGCCUGGGGCAUGCCUGAGGGCGCACCAGCUGGUGAUGGAAGGCACACUUUUUGGGUAUCGCCCAAGGGAGGUGACAUACAAGGUGCUCGUGGACAAGCUGUGCCGUGAGAAUGAGCUCGCCAAGGCGAAGGAUGUCCUGGAGCUGAUGCUACAACACACCAUUCAGUGUGGCCAGGACGAGGGUGGAGAUGCUGGCGACGAAACCAGGACAAGGAUAUACAAUGUGUUUCUUGGAGCCCUGCGUGCCAUGGACAACCCAAGUGAGCAACUUGGCGUGCUUGUAUCCAUGCUGCAGGCUGGAUGCAAGCCGGAUGUGAUCACCAUGAACACUGUCAUCCAUGGCUUCUGCAAAUCUGGGAGGGCCCAGGAGGCUAGGAGGAUCCUCAACGACAUGCUCAACGGAAAGUUUUGUGCUCCUGAUGUUGUUACCUUCACCACUCUCAUAUCUGGAUAUCUGGAUGCAGGUGAUCAUGCAGAAGCCCUCAAUGUGCUGCACACUUUGAUGCCUAGGCGCCGGUGCUCCCCUACUGUUGUCACUUACAAUUGUGUCCUCAAGGGACUGUUUGGCCAUGGGCAAGUUGAUACAGCAAUGCAGGUGCUUGAGGAUAUGAAUGCCAAUAACGUUGCAGCUGAUUCUGUGACUCAUACUGUGGUGAUCAAAGGGCUCUGUGAUGUGGGGCAGCUUGAGAAGGCAAAGGAAUUAUGGGACAAUGUCGUCUGGCCAUCAGGGAUACAUGAUGAAUAUGUGUACAGUGCAAUCUUCAGAGGUCUCUGCAAACAUAGGAAACUGGAACAGGCAUGCGAUUUCUUGUAUGAAUUGGUGGAUUGUGGGGUUGCUCCCGGUGUAGUGUGCUACAACAUACUCAUAGAUGCUGCCUGCAAGCAGGGAUUGAAGAAGCAAGCAUAUCUGUUAGUUAAGGAGAUGAAAAGAAAUGGCCUCACACCGGAUGCUGUCACUUGGAGGAUUCUUGGCAAAUUGCAUCACUAUGAAGAGGAAGAACAAGAGGGGCACCAGCCUCCGACGGCUGAUGUAGGUCAAAGUUAUGCAGAUGACACAGUGGAGCCUCUCAUCAUGACUAAAGAGAUGCCUUUGCUGCCGCCUUUGCCGUCGUCCAAAAAUGUCUAUGAAAUUAAUGAGAAUAAUAGCCCUGCUGAGAUUAAUAAAGAGGUUGGUUAUUUAACACAUAUGGCUAAUAAUAACAAAGCCAAGGCUGAGGAGGUUGAAUACUCAACAAAAAUGACUGUGGAGGAACCACCAGAUAAUACCAAUCCAACAAGGGGAACAAAAGUUGGCAAGGGUGAUAUAACUUGGGGAGAUGGGCUUAAGAAGCCAGAUAAUCAACCUUUAAUAAGAGAACCACUCUCUAGAGUAGCAAAAAAGGUGUUUGGGAUACUGUAGAGAGUGUUGCUUCUAGUCCUCCCUGAAGACUAGUUUGGAGGACAACAAAUCAGCAAACUGAAACUCUUCAGUUAGAUUGUGCUGACAACUGCAAGUAGGCUGACAACUCUGUGUUCAUGAAGAAUUCGUGUCAUCGGAAAUUAUAAUUUCCAGAAAUAUAGGUCGUCAGUGAUCUAAGUGGAAAAAGCAAUAUGGUAGCAACACAAAUUGCUGGAUGUAUUUCUUUGCACCAGAGGGGAUUGCCUGCUUUGAAGCAGGAGUUGGGGUUCAGUGGGAGAGUAUCAGAUUUGAUCACAUGAAGCAUGCAGAAAAUGGCUCAUUCAAGGAACGGGUUUAGUUUUGUGUCCUGUAUGAGCUUCAGCAGUCUCUUCUGGAAAUGUAAGGCAUGGAGAUGGAGCAUACCUCCGUACUUGGCCUGUGCAUGCGAAAUAUGGUUUGUCCCGUUGCUAAGUUGAGCCGCAGUCCUCCAGAACACUUUGCUUGCAUAUUGCUGGCUAAGCUGAGUUGAUGCUUUCGCAUGGUCUCGUUGAUAGUUACUACCAAUGCUCACAUACCUAGCAUGCUGAAAACUGUUUUACUGCUUCCUUUUCCCUGGAUAAGAGAAGUAUCGAGUCAUAAUUGAUUCACGGAGUGUUGUUUCUAGCUAAUUUUAUGUCGACAUUUGUUCCUUUUGCACGAAGGAUGGGCCUGCACUUAA